AAGAGAAGCGGAUUCGAAUCUCCAAAAUUAAUUUUCAACUAGGCGUUAAGGAUGAGUAAUGCGGAAGGGGUACUAUUUUUGAACAUUCUUUAAUCAUACAUGUCAUGUGCUUCUUCAUACAAUGAUACAAUCACACACAAAAUUUGGAUGCUCGUAUCGUCUCUCUUGCUCGUUGUGCAACGGAAUAUUCCACAAUCCCUCUCCACAAAAAAUUCUCUGAUUCUUCCAUUCUAUCAUUCUAUACUCUAAAACUCAAGCUGACUGUUUCUUUUAAUUUCUCCACCUGCUUUAUUUGGUAAGUUCUUGACAAGCUAGCGCGGCAGCUGCAGCUCGCAGAGUUUGACGAUUUUAUGGCGAACACAACUCAAAUACUUGGUGGGUUUGGAAUCAGCAGAACACGGCAGCAUCAACCACCCACUUCGUACUUCAUGCCAGCAGUACCUAUUUUAAGGAGGAGAUUUUCUCGCAUACAAAGGGUUGAGUGUUCAUUCUUUGUUGGAACUAUCAACAACAUAACGUGUUCCACUACUUCUAAAGGUGCAGACGAGCUUUCGCUCAAUCAAUCUCAACUUUCAAGACUAGUUAACACUGGCUGCAAACUAGUAGGAUGUGGCUCUGCAGUACCAAGUCUGAAAGUUUCCAAUGAUGAUCUUGCAAAAAUUGUUGACACUAAUGAUGAAUGGAUAUCUGUAAGGACCGGGAUUCGUAAUCGUAGGGUUCUUUCAGGCAAAGAGAAUUUAACAGGUCUGGCUAUAGAGGCUUCAAGGAAAGCUCUAGAGAUGGCAGAGGUUAAUCCUAAAGAUGUUGACCUAAUUUUAAUGUGUUCUUCAACUGGAGAUGACCGUUUUGGCAGUGCUCCCCUGAUCCAAAAAGCACUCGGCUGCAAAAGCAAUCCAUUGGCUUUUGAUAUUACAGCUGCUUGUAGCGGGUUCUUGCUGGGUUUGUUUUCUGCUACAUGCUACAUCAAAGCUGGUGGUUUUAAGAAUGUUCUUGUAAUUGGGGCUGACGCAAUUUCUCGCUGUGUUGAUUGGACGGAUAGAGGUUCAUGUAUUCUCUUUGGGGACGCUGCUGGUGCUGUGCUUAUGCAGGCCUGUGAUAUUGGAGAAGAUGGUUUGUUUGGUUUUGACUUGCAUAGUGACGGUGAUGGUAAAAGGCACUUGAUUGCUCCUUUUAUAGAGAAUGAAACAGAAGACGGAUCAAGUACAAGUCAUUCUGGGAGUGGUUUUCCACCCAAAGGUUCCUCUUAUUCCUGCCUCAAGAUGAAUGGCAUAGAGAUCUUUAAGUUUGCUGUCCGUGUUGUCCCACAAUCAAUUGAAGCAGCUUUAGACAAGGCAGGUUUCACUCGAUCUGAUUUUGAUUGGUUGCUCCUCCAUCAGGUAUGAUUUUGAGAUAGAAAUUUCCGCACAUGAUUUUCGGCCCUUCAUCAUACUUUUGCUAAAAAUAAUCUUUCCGCACAUGCGUUGCACAUG
Molecule: messenger RNA, 1469 nt
Organism: Nicotiana tabacum (common tobacco)
Lineage: Eukaryota; Viridiplantae; Streptophyta; Magnoliopsida; Solanales; Solanaceae
Source: RefSeq, a predicted model, not a curated record